GCUACUCUUGCAUUUCCAGAUCUUGCUGUAAAAAAUAUGUUUCAGUGUUUCAUUGUAGAUCUUUGUUUGCUCUUGAAGUCGUGUGUAAUCAAGGACCUUAUCUAAGUUUAUGAUAAAACACCACGUGUACACUAUCAUUCCCACGAAGUUCUGGAUUAUAGUUCUACAGUCCCUUCUGACUAUGAAAACAUGGCACUCGUCACUAGGUUUGUUUAUCGCUCGUUAAAGACUAUAAAAACGCCAGGUUACUGGGCCAAACUACCAACUCACCGUUGGACAACACUGUCGUUGAGAGCUCUAGCUACAACUUCUCCGAUGAGGACAGAAGAUAUUUUGUUUCGUCAGCUGUUCGAUCGAACCAGCUGCACAUACACCUACCUGUUGGCUGACAAGACCACUAAAGAGGCUAUUUUCAUUGACCCAGUCUUGGAACUAGUUGACAGAGACGUCAAAUUGGUGGAGGAACUAGGACUUAAGCUUGUCUAUGCUGCUAACACUCAUGUCCACGCUGAUCAUAUCACUGGCACUGGGAAGAUAAAGCAGAGGAUUCCUUCCUGUCAAAGUGUCAUCUCCAAGGUGUCCAGUGCUAAAGCUGACAUUCACGUAGAGCACGGGGAAAAGAUCAAGAUUGGUAGACAUGAGUUGGAAGUCAGAAGUACUCCUGGACACACCCAGGGUAUGCCUCGGAAAGAAUUUAUACCGGAAAUUAACCAAACGAACAGAGACGUAACAAUAUGUCUGUAUUGUACUCUAAUUAUAAAGAUAUUUCAUGUUUUUCUUACGGCUUUAUUCGUUCCUUUGUUACAUAAGCAGUCAUAUCAUUUUACAGGAAGCCCAGAGUUACUGUACGAGUCUGUACAUUCCCAGAUUCUAUCUCUACCAGACGACUUCCUGUUGUACCCAGCACACGAUUAUAAAGGACAAACAGUGACUACAGUCAUGGAGGAAAAAAAGUUUAAUCCAAGGCUCACCAAGACAAAGACUGAGUUUGUGAGCAUCAUGAAUAACCUAAACUUAGAUUUGCCCAAAAUGAUUGACCAAGCUGUCCCAGCAAAUAUGGUGUGUGGACUUCACGAUGUUGAUGAACAACAAUCAACAUAAAUGGAAAAAACCGUGAUGAUAAUAAAUUCAUUCUUCUUAAUGAUUAGAUGGACUUGUUACAAUAGUGAAAAUAAAGCUAUAAUGCUAAGUUAUAAUUGAAAGUUUUAAAAGCAGUGUAUUCUUGAUUACAUGGUUUUGUAUUAUCAGACUGAUAAAGAACAUUGGUUGUGUAGUGAACCAACACAUAUAGUGGAGAUCUUGGAAUGUUACAAUCAAUCUACGAUGUAUUUUUGUAAUAAAAAUUCUUUGUUAAUCUUCAAUCUUAGGACUGAAUCUAUAACCUAAGCAGUGUUACAAUCAAUCUACUAUGUAUUUUUGUAAUAACAAUUCUUUGUUAAU
Limulus polyphemus (Atlantic horseshoe crab) is the source of this 1440-nucleotide messenger RNA. Its product is annotated as persulfide dioxygenase ETHE1, mitochondrial-like. Gene Ontology annotation, molecular function: sulfur dioxygenase activity. NCBI's taxonomy places the organism in Eukaryota, Metazoa, Arthropoda, Merostomata, Xiphosura, Limulidae. The transcript has 6 exons. Bases 190 to 1101 code for a protein of 303 amino acids. Gene Ontology annotation, biological process: hydrogen sulfide metabolic process; glutathione metabolic process. The record is from RefSeq and is a predicted model, not a curated record.